Messenger RNA from Glycine soja, 1293 nucleotides. RefSeq names its product agamous-like MADS-box protein AGL15. Gene Ontology annotation, cellular component: nucleus. The transcript is spliced from 8 exons. Gene Ontology annotation, molecular function: RNA polymerase II cis-regulatory region sequence-specific DNA binding; DNA-binding transcription factor activity, RNA polymerase II-specific; protein dimerization activity. Gene Ontology annotation, biological process: positive regulation of transcription by RNA polymerase II. Bases 310 to 1038 code for a protein of 242 amino acids. The record is from RefSeq and is a predicted model, not a curated record. Lineage: Eukaryota; Viridiplantae; Streptophyta; Magnoliopsida; Fabales; Fabaceae.
GGAAAAUCCAAAAUGGGGGCAAAAAGGAAACAGUUUCUAAAUGCCCAGAGAACACAACACGGAGCCAUGCAAAGUUGCCGUUUCCAGCAAACCUCUCUGGUUAUUUGAGGUAAAACGCUUUGCAGUCUCGCAAAUCGCAACAACCCCUUCGUCUUCUCAGUAAAAGGGGUCUUACUUACUUAGUGUCUUCGUUCGUAUCUUCAACCCUGAAUUCGCUUCUCCUCCCAAAGCACCACCACCACCUCUAAUUAAUUCCUCGUUCAGUUGGGCAUGUUUGCGCAUUUCUGAGAGAGCGAGAAAAUAAAGCCAAUGGGUCGAGGGAAAAUCGAGAUCAAAAGAAUCGACAAUGCUAGCAGCAGACAAGUCACGUUCUCGAAGCGGAGAACAGGGUUGUUCAAGAAGGCUCAGGAACUUUCCAUUCUCUGUGACGCCGAGGUUGCUGUCAUAGUUUUCUCCAACACUGGCAAGCUCUUCGAGUUUUCCAGUUCCGGUAUGAAGCGAACACUUUCAAGAUACAACAAAUGCCUUGGUUCUACAGAUGCUGCUGUAGCAGAAAUUAUGACACAGAAGGAAGAUUCUAAGAUGGUGGAGAUUCUAAGAGAGGAAAUUGAAAAGCUAGAAACAAAGCAAUUACAGUUGGUGGGUAAGGAUCUGACAGGAUUGGGUUUAAAGGAAUUGCAAAAUUUAGAGCAGCAACUUAAUGAGGGGUUAUUGUCUGUCAAGGCGAGAAAGGAGGAAUUACUCAUGGAGCAACUAGAGCAAUCUAGAGUUCAGGAACAGCGGGUUAUGUUGGAGAAUGAAACUUUGCGAAGACAGAUUGAGGAGCUUCGGUGUCUGUUUCCACAAUCAGAAAGCAUGGUCCCAUUCCAAUACCAACAUACUGAAAGAAAGAAUACUUUUGUAAAUACUGGCGCCAGAUGUCUCAACUUGGCUAAUAACUGUGGAAAUGAGAAAGGGAGUUCAGAUACAGCAUUUCAUUUGGGGUUGCCUGCUGGUGUUCAAGAGGAAGGCCCCCAAGAAAGAAACCUUUUCAAAUGACUCAGCCUAGUUCUCUGAUUUUCUUAUUUCAACAGGGAAAAUAGAAUUUCAGACUAAUUUAUUGCAUUUGUAGUUAUGUACAAUAUAGAUUAGGGAGAAAAGGUAUGACCAAAAGUGAUUCUCAAGUUAUAAAUUGGAAUUUGGCUCUUUUAGAAUAUUGACAAGAUGCACAUUGACCAUUUUUACCAAAUUCUGGCCUAAUUAACUGUGAAAGGUCUUAUGAAGACAAUGUUUAGGUUUUUUUUUACUGCUCCA